GCCUCCUUUUUCUCCCCGCUAAAAGCUCCCUGGGCCACUCCCUUCUACAGUGCUCGCCCUCGGGGGCCAGACCAGCGACAUGGAAGGUUGCGUCGGAGAGGAAUCUUUCCAGAUGUGGGAACUCAACCGACGCCUGGAGGCCUACCUAACCCGGGUCAAGACGCUAGAGGAGCAGAACCAGUUGCUCAGUGCGGAGCUUGGGGGACUCCGGGCGCAGUCCGGGGACACCUCCUGGCGGGCUCGAGCCGACGACGAGCUAGCAGCCCUGCGGGUCCUCGUCGAAGAGCGCUGGCGGGAGAAGCACGCGGCCGAGGUGCAGCGAGACAACCUUGCCGAAGAACUGGAGGGCGUGGCGGGCCGGUGCCAGCAGGUGCGGCUGGCUCGCGAGCGGACCUGCGAGGAGCUCGCCCGCAGCCGGCGCGCGCUCGAGGCGGAGGAGAGUGCGCGGGGCUGGCUGAGCACCCAGGCGGCAGAGCUGGAGCGCGAGUUAGAGGCUCUGCGAGCCGCGCACGAGGAAGAGCGCUCACACCUGACCGCUCAGGCAGUCUGUGCGCCGCGCCAGUCCCCCGCGCCGCCCCGCGGACCCCCUGCACGGGCCCCCGAAGUGGAGGAGCUGGCCUGGCGGCUAGGCGAAGCGUGGCGCGGGGCGGUGCGCGACUACCAGGAACGCGUGGCCCACAUGGAGAGCUCGCUGGGCCAGGCCCGUGAGCGGCUGGACCGAGCCGUGAGGGGAGCUCGGGAGGGGCGCCUAGAGCUGCAGCAGCUGCAGGCUGAACGCGACAGUCUCCAGGGGCGCAGAGAUGCCCUGGAACAGAGGUUGGAGGGCCGCUGGCAGGACCGGCUGCAGACCACUGAAAAGUUCCAGCUGACUGUGGAAGCACUGGAACAGGAGAAGCAGAACCUACAGAGCCAGAUUGCUCAGGUCCUGGAAGGUGGGCAGCAGCUGGCACACCUCAAGAUGUCCCUUAGUCUGGAGGUGGCUACAUACAGGACUCUGCUGGAGGCUGAGAACUCCCGGUUGCAGACACCUGGUCGAAGUUCCCAGGCUUUCCUUGGCUUUCAGGACCCCAAGCUGAAGCUGCAUUUCCUUGGGACACCAGAGAACCAGCACCUAGGAUCUGUGCUCCCUGUCCUCAGCCCUACAUCCCUCCAUUCCCCCUUGCCUGAUACCCUUGAGACUCCUGUGACAGCCUUUCUGAAGACCCAGGAAUUCCUUCAGGCCCAAACCCCAACCUUGGCCAGCACUCCCAUCCCACUCAUGUCUGAGGCUCCUUGUCCUUCUAAAAAUGCAGAGAUCAGAGCCCAGGAUGGUCCUCUUUCUCUGCUCCAGACACAGGGUGGGAGGCAACAGGCUCUAGAGCCUCUCUGUGCUGAAGUCACAGUGCCUAUUUCUACUGAAGGCCCCUCAGAACUAGAGGAGCCUGGGGGCAAACAGCCCGGCCACUUCCCUGAGGAUCCAGCCUCCUUGGCCCCAUCCCUCAACCCUCACCACCCUAUUUUAGAGGAUAAAGAUGGAGAAUUCAGUGAGUCUAGAGUAUCUAGCAUGUUCCAGGAAAAUGAAGGGCAAAUCUGGGAGCUAGGAGAGAAAGAAGCAGCCAUAGAGGCAAAAGCAGAAAACAGCUUAGCACAGGAAACACAAAAAGGUGGUCUGGACACUGAAGAAAUCCAGGAUUCUCAGGGUCCUUUGCAAAAGGAAACGAUGGAGGCUGUAGGAGAGAAGCCAUUGAUGCAUCUGAAAACCCAGAGCCAUGAGACACAAGGGAAGGAGAAUUGCAGGUCUCUGAGGUCUGUAGAAAAGAACCUGGAAACACUAAAAAGCCCAGAAAAAGAAAAACAAACACUACUGAAGUCUCUAGAAGAAAAGGAUGUAGAGGCAGAGAAAACUCUAGAAAAUGGGGUUUCUGAACUAUCUAAGCCUUUAGAAAAAGAAGUUGCAAGAAUCAGGGAUCAAGAAUUAAUGUCUCCUGAAGGUAAACUGGAGACAGUUUCGUUUGUAGGAAAGGAAAAUCAAGAAGUAGUGAAGUCUUCAGAAGAGGGGGACUUAGAGUUGUUGACAGCCUUUAAAAAGGAUAACCAGCAUCCACUGGGGGGUCCAGAAGAAGAGGACCCAGUGUUUGAGAGAGCUAUAAAACCAGAGGACCAGGAGUCCCUGAGGUCUCUAGAAGAGGAGGACCAGGAGGCAUUUAAAACUCUGGAGAAAGAGAAUCUGGAGCCAUUAAGAUUUGAAGAAGCAAAAGACCAGAUGAUUGAGAGACUGGUAGAAAAAGAGGAUCAGAAGUUCCUGAGGUCUCUAGAAGAGGAGGACCAGAGGAUUGUGAAACCUCUAGAAAAGGAGAAUCGGGAAUCUCUGAGGUCUCUUGAUGAAAACCAGGAGACCAUUAUGCCACCAGAAAACAUGAACCAGAGGCUACUGAGAGCUCUAGAAAUAGAAAAGGAGGAGCAGAAAAUUGUGAAACCUCUAGAAAAAGUGAGUCAGGACUCCCUUGGGUCUCUAGAAAAAGAGAGUGUGGAGCCACUGAAAUUUCUAGAAGAUGACCAGGUGAUUGAGAACCUGUUAGCAAAAGAGACUCAUGAGUCCCUGGGGUCCAUUGAAGAUAGAAACCAGGAGACUGUUGCACAACUAGAACUUGAGACCCAGGAUUCACUGAGGUCUCUAGAAGAGGAGGACCAGAGGAUUGUGAAACAUCUAGAAAAAGAAAACCGGGAGUUCCAAAGGUCUCUAGAAGAGGAAGAACAGAUGACUGAGAGAUCUCUGGAAAGAGAGAACCAUGAACCACUGAGUUCUGUAGAAAAAAAGGACCAGAUGAUUGAGAACCUGCUAGAAAAAAAGAGUCAGGACUCAGUGAAGUCUAUUGAAGAUGAGAACCAGGAGACUUUCAAGUCUCUGGGAAAUCCAGAGUCAGGACAGGACCAAGAGAUACAGAGACUUGAACAAGAGACUCAUCAGACACCAAGGGCUGAGGAGGUUGACCAGAUGGCAACCAGACCACUGGAAAAGGUGGAUUCAGAGUUACUGAAGCCUCUUGGGAAUGACAAGGAAAUAGUUGGAUCUCUUGAAAAAGAGAUUCAAGAGUCACUUGUGUCACUGAAAGAAAGAAGUAUGGAGCCAGUGAAGUCUUCAAAAACAGAGAACACAGAACCAUUGAAGAAUGUACAAGAGGAUUUGGAAAUAAUGAACUCUAUAGAAGAUCAAGAGCCAUUGUGGUCUACAGAAGUGACUAGAGAGACAAUGAAACCUCUAGAAAAUGAAAUUCAAGAAUUACUGGGGUAUGUGGAUGAGAACCAAGAGACACUGAGACCCCUUGAAAGGGAGAAUCAAAAACUGAGAUCUCUGGGCAAGUGGGACCCAGAGACUGUGGAGUCUCCAGAAGGGAUAGAGGAGAGACAGCAGCACCUGGAAGGGGAAGAAUGCCUAGAGAUGGAAGAGCACCAAGAAUCACUGAGGUCUCUGGGAGAGGUGGGGCCACUGUCUGGGUCUGGAAAUCAACACCAACAACAAAGGUGGGAGGAUGUGGUGGUGGAGAAUGGAGCAGUGGGUCAGGACCCACCUCUGGGUAAAACAGGAAUAGAAAGUGAGGAUGAGGCAGAGCUAUGUCUGAGUGGGCAAGAUGAUAAGGAAGAAGCUGCAGAGGAAAGGAAGCUGCAGCAAGACAUUGUGAGGGAGGCCUCAAGUCUGGGGAGCUCUGAGCUGGAGGAGCAGAGGGUUCCUGCUGAGGAAGGUAACAGAAAGAGCAAUGCUGAGGCCCUGGAGGGACAACCAGAGCAGAUGGGGGCCGUAGAAGUCCUAGUUACUCAGGGAAUGCUGGAGGUGGCAGAGCAAGAUGAGGAUAUAGCCCAAGCAGGUGAACAAGACUCCAGAAAAGUGACUCUGGGAUUAGAGGCUGCUGCUACCGGAGGACUGGGACUGGAGCAGGAAGUGGUAGAGCUAGAGGACCCAAGGCAUCUUGCCAGUGACCUAUCCCUGGGGGAGGAAAGUGUGAAGGCAAAGAUAGCUCAGGGCUUGGAAAGGCCUGGAAAAGAACCAAAGGAAGCAGGUGCUCUGGAAUCAGAGAUCCUCAAAUUGCCCAAGACUAACAGUGCUGCUCUGGAACCCAAGGGCUGCAAAGAGGCAGAGCCUGCGGUGGGCUGGAGAGUAGAGGAGGCCUCAGUGAAGACCUCAGACCAUGAAGGCACUGAUGUCCCUCAGCCCAGGUCCCCAGAGACAGAGGAAGAUGAGGGCACACAGGCAGCACUGAUAACCCCUGGCCCCAAGCUUAUGGAACCCUGUUUGCCCAUCCAGGUCCUGAAAGAUGACUAUGAGCAGCAUCCCCAGGCUGAGGGGACCCAGGAGACUGGGUGGCAGCUAGAAGGUGGGUGUGAAGCACUGGAAAGGGCAGAUGAUGGUCAGGAGUUUGGUCUUGGGGAGAUCCCUGAAGGCCUCCGGGACUGGGAGGAGAAUAGAGAAGAAAGUGAGGCUGAUGAGCUAGGGGAAACUCUCCCUGACUCUACUCCCCUGGGUCUCUACCUGAGGUCCCCUGCCUCCCCAAAGUGGGACCUGGCUGGGGAGCAGAGGCUCUCCCCUCAAGGGGAGGCCAGGAAGGAAGGCUGGAGUCCUGCUGUCCUGGUUACUCAGGGCCUCAGCAACCCACCAGAGGAGGAGCAAGGCCAUGACUCUGAGCUGUCAUCUGAGGAAUUUGAGGACCUGGCAGCUGAGGCCUCUCUUCUUCCAGGGGUUUCCAAGGAGGUGGCAGAUGAUCUGGGCCAGGUGCCCCCAGUACUGGAUCCAACAUGCUGGGAUCAGGGUGAGGAGUCUGAUGGAUUUGCUGAUGAGGAAGAGAGUGGGGAGGAGGGAGAGGAAGAAGAGCAUGAGGAAGGAGCAGAGUCAGGGACUCAGUGGUGGGGGCCAGGGACCUCUGGUGGCAGCUUCAAGGUCCAGGAUAUCACCCAAAGAAGGGACCUGGGACAUGAAUCUGUGGGUGUCAGUGGUCCCUGGCAUGAUGGCUUGAGGGGUGCUGCAGCUAACAUCCCUCCGCCUGCCCUUGAGACUGUGUCUCAAGACAGUGCUGAGUCUUCUGGGUCAGAAGGGUCUGAGUCUAUUUCCUUGGAGGGGGAGGAUAAAGUGCCCGACCAUUGGGGUGCCCCCCAAGAGAUGACUGGCAUGGUCCCAGGGGCAGGAGAUAAUUUUGAUGCCAGUGGCCAGGGCCCCAACCUGGAGUCAGAGCAUGUGAAUGGGAGGAUGGAGAAUGGACUAGAGCAGUGUGAGGAACAGGGGCUUCUGGGUGGGGAGCAGGAUCAAGGACUCCCUUUACAGGAAUUGGAGGUGGGUAGCCUAAAGGCCCCCUUGGUAGGGUCUCCUGUGCACCUAGGCCCAAGCCAGUCCCUGGAGUUCCCUCUGAGUGGAGCUGAUGGAGAUUCCUGGUCCUCAGAGGAAGACUAGGGAAUGCUUCUCUGACACUGAGGACUUAAUGGGGGAUGUUCUUCCCUGCUCUGGGCCCUCACUCUUAGCUUUGAUAACUUGACCUGUGGUGUUUGUCCUGGAGAGGUAUGGCUGGAUGAGCAAGAUGAGAUCCUACUUGUACCAUCCUGAAGGGUUUAUUUAUGUCAGCUGAACCCCUGUAGUUCUAGACCCCCUUUCUUCUAUGGCUCACAUGCUGGAAGAGGCCUGGGCCUAGAGCUUUUCCCAUGAGGCUUUUCUGGCUCGAUAGCUCUGUCUACAAUAGUGCCACCCCCACAAGGUCUGGCCUAGCCUGUGCCCAGAGGAGCUGAGGGCAGCAAAUAUGACCAACCCCUUGUCUCAUUUCAGCCUGCUGAGAUCUUGUUUUGCUCUUUCUUGCUUGAAUAAAGUUGUAUUCCCAC
Psammomys obesus (fat sand rat) is the source of this 5835-nucleotide messenger RNA. RefSeq names its product nestin (gene Nes). The record is from RefSeq and is a predicted model, not a curated record. Lineage: Eukaryota; Metazoa; Chordata; Mammalia; Rodentia; Muridae. The transcript has 4 exons. Gene Ontology annotation, molecular function: intermediate filament binding; CCR5 chemokine receptor binding. The coding region runs from base 80 to 5416 and encodes 1778 amino acids. Gene Ontology annotation, cellular component: intermediate filament. Gene Ontology annotation, biological process: positive regulation of intermediate filament depolymerization.